AUGAUUGCUUACCCAAGCAUUUUUGUUGUUGGAACUGUUGGAAAUUUGCUUGUUGUUUGGGUUGUUGUUAAUUGUAAGAAGAUGCAGACUGUCACAAACGUAUUCAUUGCAAACUUGGCAGUCUCUGAUCUUUUGGUUUGCUUCAGCUCAAUAUGGUUAACCCCUUCAUAUACCUACAUUGGACACUGGAUUUGGGGUGGUUGGCUUUGUUAUUCUUUGCCUUUGUUCCAAGGGGCAUCAAUUUUUAUCUCUUCACUUUCGUUGACAGCUAUUGCAUUAGAUAGAUAUUGGGUUAUCUGUUUGGCACCACCAAAUAGGAGUGCUACACAAAUGCAUACUUCCAAACAAGUUUGUAUAGCUGUAAUUGUUCUCAUUUGGUGUGUUUCUAUUCUCCUCGCCUUGCCUUAUGCUGUUCACAUGAGAAUUGCUCAAGGUGUGCAUCCAUCCACCUUACUUAGUAUAUUAAAAUUCAUUUUUAAAGUUCAAUGGCCUUGCCAUUUCUCCCUUUGUGUUGAAGAUUGGGUUGAUUUGGAGGAUUUGAGGAGUGUUUAUGGGUUUGUCCUUCCAUUUGCAAUUAUUGGAAGAAGUUAUCGUCUUAUUUGGAGGUUUAUUGAAUCUAGACGUGCCCAACUUCUAAGGCCUAUAAGUGAGGCACAAAUGAAUAGAAAACAGAGAUUGCUUAGAAUGCUUGUUAGAAUGGUUCUGGUUUUUGGGUGUUGCUGGCUUCCUUUUAAUAUCCUCAAUUUGUUAAGGGAUCUUAGAAUGGAUGCCUGGCUGAAGCCCUAUUUCUCCUUCCUUUUUCUACUUUCCCAUUUACUCUCAAUGGUUGUACCUGCAGCAAAUCCUCUUUUAUAUGCCUGGAUGAAUAGUGCUUUUCGAGAAUCUUUUCUGCGAGCACUUCCACUCGGCGGAAGAUUGAGGAAAAAAUUGGAAAUGAUGGAAAUUGGAACUGUUGGGACUGGACAGAUUUGUGGAGGAACUACAAGUUCCGAGGGAAGAGGAGGAAGGGAAGAAUUUCAAACAGACAAUUCCCAACAACAACAAUUAAUUAGUAAUAGAAAUUCUCGAGAAUUUAGAACUCAAAGAAUCUCUUCAACAAUUUCACUUCGUUAUUCACCUAGUAAUCUCUCCAAUUCUCACAAUUAA
Meloidogyne enterolobii is the source of this 1146-nucleotide messenger RNA. The record is from the annotation of a GenBank genome assembly. Lineage: Eukaryota; Metazoa; Nematoda; Chromadorea; Rhabditida; Meloidogynidae.